AUGGGAAAAGAGUUGUGGGGUCAUAUUGGUGGGAGUGAUCCAACACCUACCGAUCUUACGACGUUGGUUCAAUGGAAUGUGAAAGAUGCUCGCGUGAUGACUUGGAUUCUUGGGUCUAUUGAUCCACUGCUUAUACUCAAUUUAAGGCCGCACAAGAUGACUAAAUCAAUGUGGGAGUACUUGAAAAAGGUCUAUCAUCACAAUCAUUCCACCCAACGAUUUCAGUUGGAAAAUGAUCUUGCUGCCUAUUCCCAAGGUACACUCUUUGUUCAGGAAUAUUUCUGUGAUUUUCAGAAUCUUUGGGCUGAGUUUUCCGACAUUGUGUAUGCCGACGUGUCGAUCGAGUCCCUCUCUGCUGUUCAAGUAGUCCAUAAAGUUUGCAAAAGAGACCAGUUUUUAAUGAAACUAAGGCCAGAAUUCGAGUCUAUUCGCUCUAACCUGAUGCACAGGGAUCCUUCACCAUCUCUUGACGUGUGUUUUGGAGCACUUCUUCGAGAGGAACAAUGUCUUCUUACUCAAUCUUCACUUCCGCAAGAGAAUGCUAUCGCAUACGCUGCUUAA
Magnolia sinica is the source of this 561-nucleotide messenger RNA. RefSeq lists its product as uncharacterized. The transcript has a single exon. The record is from RefSeq and is a predicted model, not a curated record. The coding region runs from base 1 to 561 and encodes 186 amino acids. NCBI's taxonomy places the organism in Eukaryota, Viridiplantae, Streptophyta, Magnoliopsida, Magnoliales, Magnoliaceae.